CCUAACCCUAAGUCAUUUCCACUGUCCAUGAUUCUUUCUAAUCUACCAUCCCAUACACCGUCAAAGCCACUCCCUACCUAUGCCACAACCCUCAUUGUCUUAGCAGCGGCAUACUCAUCGGCGUUGCUUUCACCCCAAUUCCACUAAUCUAACGUACAGUCCAAGAUCAAUUCAGUUAUCUUAGCAAUGGCAGGGAGAGAAGUUCGAGAGUACACCAAUCUUACAGAUCCUAAAGAUAAGAAAUGGGGAAAGGGGAAAGAUAAAAUUGAUGAUGAAGACAUCACUUUCCAGCGCAUGGUUGCCAAGAUGCAAGAGGUUGCUGGAGAACGUGGAGGCUACCUUCAUGGGCGAGGCGCCUUGGACAGCGAUGACUUACUUUAUCUCAAGGAGCAGAUGGAAGCCGAAGAGGAUGCAGAACGCCUCCUUCGACGGACUGAGAAACGAGCAUUUGCUGCAUUUAAAAAAGCUGCAAGUUUAGCAGAUUCUUCGCCUGCAUCCGUUCCCUUGCCUCUCCGCGUUGAGCCAAAGCCAAAAAGUGGGAUUAGGCAGCAGGAUCUAUUGAAGAAAGUGGUGGAAGUUAAACCUAAACGACCAAAAGUUUCAGAUGGAAAUCAUUUUACACCAACAUCAAGUGAUCAUUCUUCAGCAAACUCCUCCAAGGCUGUUGAGAAGAAAGAGUGCUUUUUAUCAAAACCAGGCAAAAUAGACGAGAAUAAUGAGGAGAAUGCAGCUAAAAAUGAUACUGGGCAGGAAAAUCCUGUUAAACGUUUGCUGGGCUUAGCAUAUGCAAGUUCUGAUGAUGAAGAUGAAGACUGAGGAUUCAGUAAUCAUGUGUUGAAUCGACUAUAGUUAUGUGAUCAAUAACAAUAUUUCAUUCUCUUGCCUCCACACUUUGUCAGUGAUUUCUGUUUGACAAAGCUCAUGUAGAAACUAAUAUCAUACCCUGCAAAUAGAGAACAUGAAAUUUUGUGCA
Molecule: messenger RNA, 973 nt
Organism: Manihot esculenta (cassava)
Lineage: Eukaryota; Viridiplantae; Streptophyta; Magnoliopsida; Malpighiales; Euphorbiaceae
Exons: 7
Coding region: 187-816 (209 amino acids)
Source: RefSeq, a predicted model, not a curated record